Sebastes umbrosus (honeycomb rockfish) is the source of this 2449-nucleotide messenger RNA. RefSeq names its product 14-3-3 protein beta/alpha-like. NCBI's taxonomy places the organism in Eukaryota, Metazoa, Chordata, Actinopteri, Perciformes, Sebastidae. Gene Ontology annotation, cellular component: cytoplasm. The coding region runs from base 171 to 1001 and encodes 276 amino acids. The transcript is spliced from 6 exons. The record is from RefSeq and is a predicted model, not a curated record. Gene Ontology annotation, biological process: signal transduction.
CCAGCAACCCGGGUCUGACGUCACCCGUCCCGGUGCGACCCUUGCUGCUGAGUCUUUGAUUGGAGGGAAACCCCGUGGAUGAGCGGGAGCAGAUCAUCAGCUGUGCUGCCGGGAGGAAUCAGGAACAACAUCGUCUCUUAACGACAAACUCAGCAGCCCACACAGGAGCCAUGACAGACAAGGAGGAGCAGGUACAGAAGGCCAAACUGGCCGAGCAGGCUGAACGCUAUGACGACAUGGCCGCAGCCAUGAAGGCUGUCACAGAGGAGGACGUAGAGCUCUCCCACGAGGAGCGCAACCUGCUCUCUGUCGCCUACAAGAAUGUGGUGGGGGCUAGGAGGUCCUCAUGGAGGGUGGUGUCCAGCAUGGAGCACAAGCCUGAUGACAGCGGGAAGAUCGCACUGGCCAAGGAGUACAGAGCGACAAUCGAGAAGGAGCUGAACGACAUCUGCAAGGAAGUACUGGAGCUGCUCGACAAACAUCUGAUCCCUAAUGCUUCGGCUGAGGACAGCAAAGUCUUCUACCUGAAGAUGAAGGGAGACUACUACCGCUACCUGGCUGAGGUGGCCAAUGAAGAAAACAAGACUAGCACCAUCAGUAAUUCACAAGAAGCCUACCAGGAAGCCUUGAACAUCAGCAAACAACAGAUGGAGCCUACACAUCCCAUCCGCUUAGGGCUUGCUCUUAACUUCUCUGUCUUCUACUACGAGAUCGUCAACUCGCCCGAGAAAGCCUGCAAUCUGGCCAAGACGGCCUUCGAUGAGGCCAUUGCCAAACUGGACAAUUUCCAGAACGACUCCUACAAAGACAGCACCUUGAUCAUGCAGCUGCUCCGUGACAAUCUGACACUGUGGAUGGCAGACUCCCAGGCUGAAGGCGACUGCGAGGGAGAGGAGACGGAGCAGCAGCCGGAUAAGGACAAGGAGAAGGAGCAGGAGAAGGAGCAGGAGAAGGAGAAGGAGAAGGAAAAGGAGACGGAGACGGCAACUGAGAAGAAAUGAACACCAGAAAAAAAAAAAAAAAGAAAAACACACAUUUUUUACCUCUCACCAGCCUAAGUUGUGUGUGUGGUUGUGUGUGCACAUACAUGCACAGAUAUGUAUGUUUACACUCCACUCACAAUGUGUAAAGUACAGUAUGUGUGUGCAGAUACAUUCAAGUGUGUGUGUUAAUUGUAUGAGCACCUCCACAGAGAAAAGAAUGGAAUAGAUCUGUUAUUUUUGUUUCUUUUCAACAUUACUCAUUGUGUCAACCCGUGGAUGUUUAUAUUUUUCGUUUUGUUUUUUGUUCAUGGUUCAAUCCAGAUGAAAUCCCUCCUUUUAGAUCCAAAUCAGCCCCAUGUUCUUUAACCUUAUUCACUGUAGCAAACGGCUGCUGUUGCAGGAAAACACAAACAAAAAAAACCUCUAACUGUAAUUUUGAUAAUUUGUAUGUUUUUACUUGAACUCAACAUUUACAAUCUUUGUGACACUUGGGUCUACAAAAUCCUUUGAAGCAUGUAAACUGUUAAAAAAAACAACAAAAACAAUGGUCACAGCGGUCUGAAUUCACUAAAUUUUAGGUCUCAUCUGACAAUAGCAGUGAUCAUACAGAUGGCAGAAUUUACCUGGGUAAAGAUCUAUUACCAUAUUGCUUGUAUCCAUCCCGCCCUGUCAGUGUCCAGUGUAGCAGGUAGUGUUUUUAUGGAUGGUACAUGUGUCAUGGCUCAGUGGGUUCUAUGUGCAUUUGGAUGUCGGAAAGGGUUUUCUGUAUGAAUGGCCACUAUGGUUAAACUUUGGUUGACCGUUUGGUUGAGAGGGUUACAUUCCAUUUUACUGACAUUUUUUCACUCUCAGUGAAAUGUGUAGACUAUAAUUUCCUGCAGUUUUCCAUAACACAUGACAAGGUAUAGACAGCCUAAGAUAUAAAGUGAACAACUUGACAAAAUGGCUUGAUACUGUAACUUUUGAUAUUUUAUCUCUUCAGCAGUGCAGAGGAUACUUUUGCCAUGUGCAUUUAUGUGGCUUUCUACUCUUUUCUAUUCAGGUGUUUUUUGUAUUUUCUUUUUGUGUAUUUUCCCUUCGACUCCUGAUUUGACUCCUGGAAUGUAUGUGGUUCUCAGUAGUAUGGUGUGAGGGUUAGCCGUGCUUUGAAACUGGCAGUUUAUCGCUUAGGAUUUAGCUCGAACCAGGUGGUUUACAGUAACAUUUACCUUCCUUGAAAAAGUACAUUGUGAAAAGACAAACUAAAACAAUGCUAAAUGUAAACUGAUCAUUAAAAUAACUUGUUAGAAAGCUGCGUUAUGACCAUUUAGUAGUCACACAGUAGUGCCAGUUUCUUCCUAUUACAGUAUCUUGGUUUUAAAAAGAUGGGAUGCAGGAUUCAGAAUUCAAGUUACACUCAGAGUACGUUAUUUGGUUAUGUGCUUUCAUGUAAGUGGAAUUAAAACAUUAAAAUCAAGUGUGCUGUG